GAAAACAACCCAGCUCCGAGACCACCGAAAGAUUGUGAAGGGGCGAGUGGUGGACCAAGAGGAUGUGGUGCUCUUGGAUGGCACCAGAGGGCGAUCCUGCCCUACGGGUCAACUUCGGCUUUUCUCGCCAAUUGUGCCAGAGACAAAGGAUUCCCUAGGAUCUGUAAAUCCUGCAGCCUUCUCUUGGGCGAGCCAGCGGGUAAAGCGAAGAGUUGGACAGCCUCUCGCUUGGACAUGAUCUCUCUGGGAAGCUACAGCCUGGCACAAUUCUCCAAACAAUUUGCUGGGAUGGGACUUCCUCACCCUUAAAGACGUCAAGAGCGGCCACAGGUUUGAGGGCGUCUUGUCUUCUCGCUACUACUCCGAGAAAAAGAAGGUGCACACGAUGGGUUUUGAGAAGGUCUGGAGGGACUUCUGGAGUUACGAGACACCCAAAGUGAUUGUGGUGAAGAAUCCUAACUUGGGCAUCAUUUACAGGCUGGUCCAGCUUCUGAUCCUGGUUUAUUUCAUCUGGUACGUGUUUAGCAACCAGAAGGGCUACCAGGAGUGUGAAUCCGGUCCAGAGAGCUCCGUCAUUACCAAAGUCAAAGGGGUGACCUUCUCGGAGCGCAAAGUGUGGGAUGUGGAGGAAUAUGUGAAGCCCCCAGAGGGAGGCAGCGUCUUCAGCAUCAUCACCCGGGUUGAAGUGACUCCUUCGCAGACCCAAAGGACCUGUCCGGAGAACCUGAAGGCCUCCUGCAUGUCUGACCACGAAUGUGCCACGGGUGAGAUGGAGGUGCUGGGGAAUGGAAUGAAGACGGGGCAUUGCGUCCCCUACAACAUCACCAAGAAAACCUGCCAAGUGAUGGCUUGGUGUCCUGUGGAGAACGGAGCGACAUUCAGCGAGAGUUUGGCGACGAUGGCUCCAGAGUUCACCAUUCUGAUCAAGAACAGCAUCCAUUUCCCUCGCUUUCACUUCUCCAAAGAGAACAUCCAGGACAACAGUGAUGGCUACCUGAGGAACUGCACUUUCAACGAAACCACAGAUCUUUACUGUCCCAUCUUCAAGCUGGGCUUUAUUGUGGCACAGGCAGGCGAGGACUUUUCCGAACUGGCUCAGAAGGGCGGUGUGAUCGGCGUGAUCAUUAACUGGAAUUGCAAUCUUGACCUGCCGGACUCCGAGUGCAACCCCAGAUAUUCCUUCCGCAGGCUGGAUCCCAAAUGGACUCAGGCUUCCUCUGGCUACAAUUACCGGGCUCCGGGGUAUCACCACCACAUCUGGAAAAACCAACAACUUCUGCUUGAAUUCUCCAGAUUUGCAAAGUAUUAUCAGGAGGGUGGAAGAAGCACGCGCACCUUGAUCAAAGCGUACGGAAUCCGCAUCGAUGUCUUAGUGCACGGACAGGCCGGGAAGUUUAGCCUUAUUCCUACCAUCAUCAACCUGGCCACAGCCCUCACAUCCAUCGGAGUGGUGUCCUUCUUCUGUGACUGGAUAUUGCUGACUUUCAUGAAUAAGAACAAGGUGUACAGCGCCCGAAAGUUUGACCAGGUAUCCAAGAAUCCCGAGGCCUCUGUGAAAAUUGAAUUCAGGGCCACCAGUUUCGGCCCCCAAACUUUCCCCUUGGAAGACCUCAAAGACCCCCAACGCCCUCUGAAGCCCUAGGUGCUUUGGAGAACAUCAAGCCCCCCCCCCUCCUCUCUUUGGCAGCCCCUCAAGUAUUGGAAAUAUCACGUCGCCCCUGGUCUUCCUCUUCGUUAGACGAGACAUACCGUUCCAAAGUUUCAUACGGCACUGAAAACAGGACUUAGGACCCGUUUUUCAAACUUAUGACCGUUGCAGCAUCUCCAUGGCCAUAAUUUACAUUCAGAUAUUUGACAAUUGACUCGUAUUUAUGACGGCUGAAGUGUUCCCGGGGGCAGGCGGGCUUGGGGGAGGGGCUCACGUGAUCAACUUUUGCGACCUUCCGGCAAGCCAAGUUGAUGGGGAAGGUGGAUUCGCUCAACAAACCUGUGUUACCCACUGAACGACGGCGGCGGUUCGCUUAGCAGGCAUGGCAAGAAACGGGACAAAACCCCGCUUCGCAAAUGUCUCGCUUAGCAACGGAAACAUUGGGCUCAAUUGUGGUCGUUAAGGGGAGCCCUAUCUGAGUUGGGAACCAGUUCACCUCAAGGAUGCCGUCUCUGCAGGGGUGGGCUGCUGGAGUUGAGGGUUCGGGAAAACCUCUAGCUAAGAUUCUGGGCAGUUCGGAGAACCAACCAAAUCCCUCUCCUGGCUGGCCUCGUCCACCCCGCCCCUUCCCCUUCCAGGAGUCCCCACGUGGCCCGUUUUGGAUGCAAGUAAGUGCAGGGCGCGUACGGAGGCUCAGGGAGGGCGAAAAACGGGGCUACUGGAAGUUCGGAAGGCUGGAAACGGGCCCAUUUCCGGUCUCCAGAGCCUGCGGAAGCCGUUUUCACCCUCCCGCAGGCUCAAGAAAAGCCUCCGGAGCCCGGGGAGGGCAACCCCCACACCCUCCGCUGUGGUGCAGGAGGCCGACGAGGCCACACACCCACCCUGGCCACAUCCACCCACCAACUGGGCAGAGAACCCCUUCCUAAGGGUCCGGAAACGCUGAAAAUAAAUUGCAAGUUUCAUGUUA
Molecule: messenger RNA, 2615 nt
Organism: Pantherophis guttatus
Lineage: Eukaryota; Metazoa; Chordata; Lepidosauria; Squamata; Colubridae
Gene: P2RX2
Product: purinergic receptor P2X 2
Biological process (GO): response to ATP; calcium ion transmembrane transport
Cellular component (GO): plasma membrane; signaling receptor complex
Molecular function (GO): extracellularly ATP-gated monoatomic cation channel activity; ATP binding; purinergic nucleotide receptor activity
Source: RefSeq, a predicted model, not a curated record